CACCACCAAGCCCCCAGCGCCAUGGACAACCAAAAGUCCCCAACCUACGAGCCUAUCCAUGCAGACCGCCCCCACGCCCAACCCGACAACGCCAGCGUCAGGACCGCCUCAAUUGACAACAGCGGCACCGCCCGCAACUCAACCGACCUGAACCAUGACACGGGCUUCGUCAAUGUCAAGGGAGGUGUCGACGUUCAGCGCGCAGAGGCCGAGUUCGCAGAGCUCAACAAGGAGCUGUCCCGGACGAGCCACUCGCGCAGACUGAGCCGCGUCCAGAGUAAGCAAAGCCGCAAGGACCAUGCCGUCGGCAACGAUGUUGAAAAGGGCGGCAUGGACGGAUCUUUGGCCUCAUCCGAUGAACCAUUCGACCUCGAGAAGACAUUGCGGGGUGAUCGCGACGAGGAGGAGGCGGCGGGUAUCAAGUCCAAGCGCAUUGGCGUGGUUUGGGAGGAUCUCACCGUGAGCGGCAUCGGAGGAGUCAAGAACUUCGUCAAGACUUUCCCUGACGCUUUCGUUUCCUUCUUCAAUGUUUUCGAGACCGCCGGCAGCCUGCUUGGACUCGGCAAGAAGGGGAGAGAGUUUGAUAUCCUAAAAAACUUCAGGGGCGUCGCCCAACCCGGUGAGAUGGUCUUGGUUUUGGGCCGUCCAGGGAGCGGAUGCACUACCUUCCUAAAAGUCAUAAGCAACCAGCGAUAUGGAUACACCAAGGUCGACGGAAAGGUCCUUUACGGCCCCUUCGAUUCGGCCUUCUUCGAGAAGAGAUAUCGAGGUGAGGCUGUGUAUUGUGAGGAAGACGAAAACCACCACCCCACUCUCACAGUCGGCCAAACACUGGACUUUGCGCUUGAGACAAAGGUACCUGGCAAGCGACCUGCUGGUCUAUCAAGACAAGACUUCAAGCAGAAAGUCAUUAGUCUCAUGCUGAAGAUGUUCAACAUCGAGCACACAAGAGACACCAUUGUCGGCAAUCCGUUUGUCCGGGGUAUUUCUGGAGGCGAACGAAAGCGAGUUUCGAUUGCUGAAACCAUGAUUACUGGUGCAUCCCUCAUGUCGUGGGAUAAUUCCACUCGAGGACUCGACGCAUCGACUGCCGUUGACUACGCCCGCUCCCUCAGAGUGCUUACCAACAUCUACAAGACCACGACGUUUGUUUCCCUCUACCAGGCAUCUGAGAACAUCUACAAGUGUUUCGACAAAGUCCUUGUCAUCGACAACGGACGUCAGGUGUACUAUGGACCGGCUGAUACAGCACGCGCAUACUUCGAAGGUCUUGGCUUCAUGGAGAAGCCCCGUCAAACCACCCCAGACUACCUUACCGGAUGUACAGACCCCUUCGAGCGCGAGUACAAGCCCGGAAUGAGCGAAAAGGACGUCCCUUCCACCCCGGAUGCGCUCGCCGAGGCUUUCAACAAGUCCGAAGUCUCUUCAAGGCUCGCGCAGGAAAUGGAAGCGUAUCACGCUCGUAUGGAUGAAGAGAAGCACGUGUACGAUGACUUCCAGCUGGCGGUCAAGGAAAGCAAGCGCCACGCACCUCAGAAGUCUGUCUACUCAAUUCCAUUCUAUCUACAGGUCUGGGCUCUGGCCAAGCGUCAAUUCUUGCUUAAAUGGCAAGAUAAAUUUGGCCUGACUGUCUCUUGGAUUACCUCCAUCUCCAUCGCUAUCAUCGUUGGUACCGUUUGGCUCGAUCUCCCUGAUACAACCGCUGGUGCCUUCACCAGAGGUGGUGUUCUCUUCAUUGCGCUGCUCUUCAACGCUUUUCAGGCUUUCUCCGAGUUGGCAUCGACUAUGUUGGGUCGGCCCAUCAUCAACAAGCAUCGCGCCUUCACAUUCCAUCGACCCUCGGCCCUCUGGAUCGCCCAAAUAGGUGUCGAUCUCUUGUUCGCAACGGUCCAGAUUUUCGUCUUCUCCAUCAUUGUGUACUUCAUGACCAACCUCGUUCGGGACGCAGGCGCCUUCUUCACAUUCGUCCUCGUCAUUACCAUCGGUUAUCUAGCGAUGACUUUGUUCUUCCGAACAGUGGGCUGUCUUUGUCCAGACUUUGACGUUGCUAUCCGUCUUGCUGCUACCAUUAUCACGCUUUUCGUGUUGACCUCUGGAUAUCUAAUUCAGUGGGAGUCCGAGCAAGUCUGGUUGCGGUGGAUUUUCUAUAUCAACGCUCUUGGCCUCGGAUUCUCAGCGCUUAUGAUGAACGAGUUCAAACGACUGGACAUGUCUUGCGAAGGCAGAUCGCUAGUCCCGUCUGGUCCUGGUUACACCGAUUUCAACGCUCAAGUUUGCACGCUUCCCGGUAGCCGAGCAGGUUCAACAAUGGUAUCUGGCAAGGAAUACAUCAAGGCCUCGUUCUCUUGGGAUGCCGGCGAUUUGUGGCUCCACUUCGGUAUCAUGGUUAUCCUUAUCGUCGUUUUUCUACUCGCAAACGCCUUCCUGGGAGAGUUCGUCAAGUGGGGUGCUGGUGGUCGUACUGUCACCUUUUUCGUCAAGGAGGACAAGGAACUCAAGGAGCUUAACGCCAAGUUGCAAGAGAAGCGCGACAGGCGCAACCGCAAAGAAGAAGGCGCUAACGACAGCUCUGAGUUGAACAUUACUUCCAAGGCGGUCCUCACCUGGGAAGAUCUUUGCUAUGACGUACCAGUCCCUAGUGGACAACUACGACUUUUGAACAACAUCUACGGCUAUGUGAAGCCAGGCCAGCUGACUGCUUUAAUGGGCGCAUCAGGCGCUGGAAAGACGACCCUGCUCGAUGUGCUAGCUAAUCGCAAGAAUAUCGGCGUCAUCACCGGCGACAGGCUUGUUGAUGGAAAGGCGCCUGGUAUUGCCUUCCAGCGAGGAACCGCCUACGCCGAACAGCUCGACGUUCACGAACCAGCAACAACUGUCCGUGAAGCGCUUCGCUUCUCUGCCGAUCUUAGACAACCAUACGAGACGUCCCAGGCGGACAAAUACGCAUACGUCGAGGAGGUUAUUGCUCUCUUAGAGAUGGAGGAUAUUGCAGACGCUAUCAUCGGCGAUCCUGAAAGUGGACUGGCGGUCGAACAGCGGAAGCGUGUAACCAUCGGUGUCGAGCUGGCUGCUAAGCCUGAAUUACUCCUCUUUCUGGAUGAGCCCACGUCAGGUCUCGACUCGCAGAGUGCUUUCAACAUCGUCCGCUUCCUUCGCAAACUGGCUGCUGCGGGACAAGCUAUCCUGUGUACGAUCCAUCAGCCGAACUCGGCUCUGUUCGAAAACUUUGACCGUCUGUUGCUCCUCCAGCGAGGUGGCCAGUGCGUCUACUUUGGCGACAUUGGCAAAGACGCCCACGUUCUGCUCGACUACUUCCACCGUCACGGCGCUGACUGCCCCUCCCAUGCCAAUCCUGCGGAAUGGAUGCUUGAUGCUGUUGGUGCUGGCUCCGCUGCCCGUAUUGGUGACCGCGACUGGGCCGAUGUCUGGGCUGACUCUGAGGAGUUCGCAGAAGUCAAGGACCACAUUGUUCAUGUAAAGCGAGACCGUGCCGCUGAGGUUGGAUCGUCUGAGCUGGUCGAACAGAAAGAAUUCGCCACCCCGCUGUCAUUCCAGAUCAAGCAGGUUGUGAAGAGACAGAACCUAUCUUUCUGGAGAACUCCCAACUACGGAUUCACUCGUCUUUUCAACCACGUCAUCAUCGCUUUACUCACAGGUCUUAUGUACCUACAGCUCGAUGAUUCCCGAUCGUCCCUGCAAUACCGUGUUUUCAUCAUUUUCCAGGUCACUGUUCUCCCAGCUCUCAUUCUCGCCCAGGUCGAGCCGAAAUACGCCGUCGCCCGUAUGAUUUCUUUCCGCGAGCAGAUGUCCAAGGCCUACAAAACAUUUCCCUUCGCCCUCUCCAUGGUCAUUGCUGAGAUGCCUUAUAGCAUCCUAUGCGCCGUGUGCUUCUUCAUCCCGUUGUACUACAUUCCCGGAUUAAACUCGACCAGCUCUCGAGCCGGCUACCAGUUCUUGAUGGUUCUCGUUACCGAGAUUUUCUCCGUUACUUUGGCCCAGGCAAUUGCGGCGCUGACUCCAACGCCGUUUAUCGCCGCUUACCUCAACCCCUUCAUCAUCAUCAUAUUCGCCUUGUUCUGCGGUGUCACGAUUCCCAAACCCCAGAUCCCCAAGUUCUGGCGCGUGUGGCUGUAUGAGCUGAACCCCUUUACUCGCCUUAUCGGGGGUAUGCUCGUUACCGAACUUCACGGCUUAGACGUCACCUGCAAGGCCUCCGAAUUUAACCAGUUCCGCGCCCCUCAAGGCAAGGAAUGCGGGUCUUACAUGAGCGACUUCUUCUCGAACGGUGCACCGGGUUAUCUUCUCAACAAUGCCACGGAUAUGUGCAGUUACUGCGCAGUCAAGGUCGGCGAUGAAUUCUACGGGCCGCUUGGUUAUGAUUUCGCCAACAGGUGGAGGGAUUUCGGUAUCUUCGCUGCGUUCAUCGGUAGCAACUUGUUCAUCUUGUUCAUUGCUGCGAGGUACCUCAACUUCAACCGACGCUGAGCGAGAUCUAUUGAGCUUCGACACAUGCUCGGAUUGUAUCAGCAACAUUAUUACGCCAUAAUCAACGAUGUAUUUGCCAAGCCAGCAGUUGUAGCAACUGAACUGAGGUCACCUUGUUCUGAACUACGACACUGAUCUCGCGUGGGCCACAGUAUCCCGUCGCAGAUUUAGUCUGCAUGCAUCACGCUUUAGAUCUCAUUUUAAUAUGUACGUUGUUAAAUAACGUCACCUUAUUUAGCGUUUCUUUUAGAAAAGUUGGAAAUUGAGUACCGAUUAGGUUGCGCUGAAGCAACACUACAUAUAGACUGAUUGGACACUCAUUGGGCGGCGUUCGUCAUAUGCCAGCAGCAUGGCCUGCUUUUUCACAGCAUAUAAGUUAAUAGACACAUACCAAAUCGUCAUACGUAUUACCUACCUUCC
This is a messenger RNA of Cucurbitaria berberidis CBS 394.84, 4905 nucleotides long. RefSeq names its product ABC transporter CDR4. Gene Ontology annotation, cellular component: membrane. Gene Ontology annotation, biological process: transmembrane transport. The record is from RefSeq and is a predicted model, not a curated record. The transcript has 5 exons. Gene Ontology annotation, molecular function: ATP binding; ATP hydrolysis activity; ABC-type transporter activity. Lineage: Eukaryota; Fungi; Ascomycota; Dothideomycetes; Pleosporales; Cucurbitariaceae. Bases 22 to 4485 code for a protein of 1487 amino acids.